AUGGCACAGGCACACGGUACGUGCGACCCCAAGUUCCAGGGGGUCCGCGACAGGUUCCAACAACUCCUCGAAUCCGGCCAAGAGCUCGGGGCGUCUCUCACCGUCACCAUCGACGGCGAGGAAGCCGUCAACCUGUGGGGCGGGUACGCGGACGCCGACCGCACGCGGCCCUGGAACGAAGACACCAUCGUCAAUGUCUGGUCCACGACAAAGACCAUCGCCGCCCUCGCCGUCCUCCUCCUCAUCGACGACGGCCAGCUGGGCCCGGACGAUAAAGUGUCCGAGUACUGGCCCGAGUUCGCGGUCAACGGCAAGGAGGACAUCCGAGUCCGCCACCUGCUGUCGCACACCGCGGGGCUCGCCGCCUUCGAGGACCCCAUCACCUUCCCGGACCUGUGCGACUUCGACGCCGCCGUCGCCCGGCUCGAGAAGCAGGCGCCCCAGUGGGAGCCCGGCACGGCCUCGGGCUACCACUGCUGGACCUACGGCUUCCCCAUCGGCGAGCUCGUGCGCCGGCGGACGGGGUUGGGCCUCCGGGACUUCGUCUCCCAGCGCAUCGCGGCGCCGCUCGACGCCGACUUCCAGAUCGGCGCCUGCGAGGAGGACUGGCCCCGCGUCGCCGAGCUGGUGCCCCCUCCCCUGCCCCCUUCCCACCUCGUCCCGCCCGCGCCCGACCCGGACUCCUUGUUCGCCAAGAUCCUGCGGCCCACCCCGGACGCCAGCUUCGCCAACACGGCGCCCUGGAGGCGGGCCGACAUCGGCGCGGCCAACGGCCACUCCAACAGCCGCGCCAUCGCCAAGAUCUGGUCGAGGGCCCUCACCCUCGCCGACGACGGCCGCCGCCUCCUGUCGCCGCGGACGGUCGACCUCGUCUUCACGGAGCAGUCCUACGGCACCGACCUCUUCCUCGGGGUCCCCGCCCGCUUCGGCACGGGCCUCGGCCUCCGCGGCAACGGCGACGCCCUCGUCGACGCCUGGCUGCCCGAGGGCCGCCUCUGCUUCUGGGGCGGCUGGGGCGGCUCCAUGGUCAUCAACGACGUCGACCGCCACCUCACCAUCGCCUACGCCAUGAACAAGAUGGACGCCGGCUCCGCCGGGAACGACGCCGUGAGGUCGUACGUCGCCGAGGUCUACAAGGCGUUGGGGGUGCCCAUUCCCGGCGCCGGCGGGAAGCUGUGA
Molecule: messenger RNA, 1179 nt
Organism: Colletotrichum destructivum
Lineage: Eukaryota; Fungi; Ascomycota; Sordariomycetes; Glomerellales; Glomerellaceae
Product: Putative beta-lactamase/transpeptidase
Exons: 1
Coding region: 1-1179 (392 amino acids)
Source: RefSeq, a predicted model, not a curated record